CUGUCUCGGGGAUGCCAGGGUAAAGGCAGCAGUAAUGCUAAUGCUAGCAAGCAAACUGAAGGGUGACGAUGGUCUCAAAGGGUCCCGGACAGCAGCCACAGCGUCCGACACGACUCGGAGGGUUUCUGUGACAGACAAAUUGCUUGUUAAAGAGAUUGCAGAACUUGAAGCUAAUUUACCUUGUACAUGUAAAGUGCAUUUUCCUGAUCCAAAUAAGCUUCAUUGUUUUCAGCUAACAGUAACCCCAGAUGAGGGUUACUACCAGGGUGGAAAAUUUCAGUUUGAAACUGAAGUUCCCGAUGCGUACAACAUGGUGCCUCCCAAAGUGAAAUACCUGACCAAGAUCUGGCACCCCAACAUCACAGAGACAGGGGAAAUAUGUCUGAGUUUACUGAGAGAACAUUCAAUGGAUGGCAGUGGCUGGGCUCCCACAAGAACAUUAAAGGAUGUCAUUUGGGGAUUAAACUCUUCGUUUACUGAUCUUUUGAAUUUUGAUGAUCCACUGAAUAUUGAAGCUGCAGAACAUCAUUUGCGGGACAAGGAGGACUUCCGGAAUAAAGUGGAUGACUACAUCAAGCGUUAUGCCAGAUGAUAAAAGGGGACGAUUGCAGGCCCAUGGACUGUGUUACAGUUUGUCUCUAAUGUGAAAUAGCAAGAGGUAGCCCCCUCUCCCGUCCUCAUGCUCCCUCUCAGUCCCCUGGAUUGCCCCAGUCCUGCGACCAUGUUGCCCUGAAGAAGACCAUCUUCACGACUGCUCAUUGUAGAUGGAGAAUUUCAACAUAAAUAUGGCAAGAAAAUGUGUCUGGGCUUCUGAAGAGUUAUCUGUUUACCUUAACAUGUUUACUUUUUUGAACUUGUACUGUAUAGGCUGUUGGUGAAAUUCUUAAGAAGUUGUAAUGAAC
Molecule: messenger RNA, 902 nt
Organism: Mandrillus leucophaeus (drill)
Lineage: Eukaryota; Metazoa; Chordata; Mammalia; Primates; Cercopithecidae
Product: NEDD8-conjugating enzyme UBE2F-like
Exons: 1
Coding region: 35-592 (185 amino acids)
Biological process (GO): protein neddylation
Cellular component (GO): nucleus
Molecular function (GO): NEDD8 transferase activity
Source: RefSeq, a predicted model, not a curated record